Molecule: messenger RNA, 1164 nt
Organism: Cylindrotheca closterium
Lineage: Eukaryota; Bacillariophyta; Bacillariophyceae; Bacillariales; Bacillariaceae
Source: the annotation of a GenBank genome assembly
AUGGUAUAUUUCAAUCGUUUUCGAUCCAUUGCCGCACUGAUGGUUUUAAAUGCACCAAAGUGCAGUUCAUUUGUGGUCGCCAACAACAAUCCUGCGAGAUCAUCGUGGUCAUCAUCCAGCACCACCACCAGACGUGGCGUCGGAUUCUUUUCCACCAGCGACACCACCACCAGUUCUUAUUGGAAUGAUGCGGCAAUAGCAACCAACCAAGUGGAACAAUUCUACGAUUCUUUAUCAAAGGACACAAAGGUUCCCACGAUCUGGAAGUCUCGAGAGGAAGCGUCGGCAUUUCUUACGGACCACAUUGAUACAGUCCUUUUCGAUUGCGACGGUGUCUUGUAUAGAACGCAAGAGGCAUGUCCAGGGGCCAAGGAAGCUCUACUUUCACUCGAGGCCAUGGGAAAGAAAGUACUAUUCGUUACAAAUAAUGCAGGAGUAAACCGACAAGGCCUGCGAACAAAAUUGAGCAAGGUCCUGGAUAUCCCAUCGCUGACAGAAGAUCAAAUGGUGUCGAGCUCGUAUUCCUCCGCAAGGUACCUACAAGAGCAAUUGAAACCCAAAAGUCGAAUAUUUGUGAUUGGGAGUCCUCAGCUUCGAGCUGAAGUAGAGAGCGCCGGCUUUAUCAUUACCAACCUUCCAGAUUCGAGCAGCAGUAGUGCGUCGAUGGAUCGGGAAGAGUUGGAAGCUUAUGAAUUCAAUGAAGGCCCAAUUGAUGCCAUUGUGGUAGGACAUGAUACAGAGUUUACUUUCAGAAAGCUAUGUGUUGCAAACAACUUGCUGCUACAAAAUCAGGAUGCCUUACUAGUGGCCACAAAUCAUGAUUCGUUUGAUAUUGUUGGCUCAGACAAUCGACAUAUUCCGGGAAAUGGUUGUGUGGUAAAAGCUCUAGAGUAUUGCUCUGGGAGGCAAUCAAUAAAUGUUGGUAAACCGAGCAAGAUGCUUUCUGACCUCAUCGCCAAGGAUCACGAUCUUGAUCCAACGAGAUGCUUGUUUGUCGGUGACCGCCUUGACACAGAUAUUCGUUUUGGAAACGAGAAUGGAAUGGCAUCAUUACUAGUCAUGUCAGGGGUUACGACAGCCGAGAAACUGCGGCAAUUGGGAGAAGGAACAACCGAAGAACCACUGCCACACUAUGUGCUUCCACACGUUGGUAUGCUUUUUUGA